Amoebophrya sp. A25 is the source of this 209-nucleotide messenger RNA. Lineage: Eukaryota; Dinophyceae; Syndiniales; Amoebophryaceae. The record is from the annotation of a GenBank genome assembly.
AUGCAGUACCUUCAAAAAGAACAUGAUGAAAAGGGUAGAAUGAGUAGCGCUCCUGCGUCUCCGGAUCGGUGGAUGAAGCAGAAGGUAGCAGCUAUGAUGAAGAGGCAAAGAACUUAUUAUAAAAUAUGCUGUUUCGCAAGAUAGAGAUAUGGAAGCCAGUGCUGGUCAACACUAAAGGUAAAGUCAACAUAUUUGAGGACGAGAGCAAU